UAGACGCUAUACUGAUGGAGUUCCGUGAGUAUCAGUCGUUACCAGAUCCAGCAUGCAAAUCAUUAGAUGAUUUUUGGGCCUCUGUUGGAGAUUUACCCAAGCCGCUGGUGAGAUUGCUGAUCCCGAGCGCCUCUUCAGUAUGAUUGUAUCAUUUUGAGCGCAAAGAUAAAUCACGAUCAGGAGUGCAAAUGAACUUGCUACACCGGAUCUAAUUGCCCAAGCCAAAAGUGCCACAACACGAAGCCUAUGAAACUUAACUUCAAUGCUGUAUAUAGAUGAUCAUGAUCUUAUUGGCUGUAUCUCCGCAAUAGUAAUGUAAUUACUCUAAAUAAUUAUUAAUUAAUUAAAAAUCAAGCAAAAAUGUGAAAUAUCAAGCAAUUUUGUGCCAGAUGUCACGCAAAUUAUUUGGAGGUGGUUGGUAGGUAUGGAAUGGGCUGGUUGUCACGCCCACGUACCUUGUCUUACCGCCCGUGCGCAUGCGCAAUGCGCCCAGCGCUGUAAAGACAACUCACCGGGUAGUCGAUUUUAA
Geodia barretti is the source of this 529-nucleotide messenger RNA. The record is from the annotation of a GenBank genome assembly. Lineage: Eukaryota; Metazoa; Porifera; Demospongiae; Tetractinellida; Geodiidae.